Molecule: messenger RNA, 1173 nt
Organism: Moneuplotes crassus
Lineage: Eukaryota; Ciliophora; Spirotrichea; Euplotida; Euplotidae
Source: the annotation of a GenBank genome assembly
UAAAAGUUCUUAAUGGACCCCUCUUCAAGCAAAGACAAUUAUGAUGCUGAUUAUAAGGAUACAGCAGAGUUAAAUACAGAUUUUACUAAAAAUAGAUCUACUGAGGUUUAUCACUACGAGGCUCCUAACCUAACCUCUAUGCUGUACGAAUAUACCAAUAAGGAACAAGAAUAUAUUAACAGAUGUUUUCGGACUGGAAACUAUACAACACUUAGAGAAAUGCCUGACAAUUUUGUUGGGUGCACUCUUUUUAAGAAUGACGGUUCUAGUAGAUUCAGCAAAGGUCAGCCUCUGUUUGGAUCUGGCAUGGGUCAGAAAAACUUAGACUUAAAGCAGAGAUCAGUUCUUGAUAAAGACUCUAAGAGUGAUCCUAAUGAUAAAUUUAGUAAUAUGACUGAUGACUAUGAUGCAUUUCUUAAAUCUUUAAAGGAAGAGAAGAGAGGUGCAAAAGAAAAACAAAUGAAGCUGCAUAAAGAAGACUUUAAUCAAUACAAAGCGCAUCCUAAAUAUAAAGGAAAGUAUGAAGAUCCGUUCAGAACUGAUACAGAUAGCAAAGAGAAAUAUCACUUUCCCUUCUUAAAUGAGUCCGAUCCUUACGAGGCUGCUAAAGACGAGGUAUACAGGAACAAAUGGUUAGAAGAUAGUAAGAAUCUCUACGGUGAAUUUAAACCUUCUUACAAAGAGACAUCUCUUAAUAUCCCAGGAAGAACACUGUUUAUGGAAAUCUUGGAAGAGGUAAAGAAAGUCCUUCUUGCUGACUGGAAUGAUGUCAAUUUCGUUAUCGGAACUAACCCUCAAGAAAUGAUAGAAAUAAAAUUUGAAUGAAAUACUGAGGACACAGAAAAGGGAUUAAAAAUUUAUAUGAAUAAUUUUAUAUCAGCACAUACUGUUAUGAGAAAGUAUGGACUAAGAAGAGUUACCCAUUUCUGGGGAUAUAAGGAAGACUACUAUAUUUACUACAUGGUAGCUCCUCCUUGGGUUAAAUUACCAGUUAAUGAUGUUGUUAAUUACUGGAAAAUUAGCCAAGUACAUACACAAGAAACUGAAACUUCCGAACCAUCAUUUUCUAGUGAUGAAGAAGAGCUAUCAGCUAAGAAGAAAAUCAGGUACAGAAUUAAGAAUACUGCUAAAGAGAAGAAACCUCUGCUUUAUAGUAGAACAGUUGAUAUGUAA